CGGAAGCAUGUUAAGCGAAAGCUUCUUCUAUUCCGUCCAAAACCAUUUGAACCAUUUGAAGAUUGGAGCUAGGGUUCAACUCAUUCAAAACUGUACGUUACCGUUUGGUUUUGCCGAUUGGGUCUUGUUAAUUGUUCUUGAUGGAUCCAAAUGAAAUUUAAACCUCUUCGUUUCUGAGAGCUCUUUUCUACAGUCCGACGCGGAUACUAACCAAUAUUCUGCUGUUUUUAGUUAUCGAAAUUUAAAGUCUGAUCUUUGACUUAUAACCACGGAAAUUUCCGUUGAAGCAGUACUAGUAGAUAGUGUGUUGCUUAUGGAUGUCCAGUUCACUAUUUUGUCUCCAGAUUUGGGCUCAGGGUGACCUAGUGCAAAUAUGCAUGGUGUACUGAGUAAAUUGACAUUUGAGGAGAGGAACGAAGAAAGUUUUGAGGAUUAUACAGCUGUGACUGACUGGGAAGUUUUUACACAAGAACUUGAAAAUUGUUUAACAAGUUGGAUGAUAAAACAGGAUACUGAAGUCUCUUCAGUUUGUGAACGUGUCCAAUUUUGUGGAAACUUAAAAUUUGGUGAGAGAAUCUUCAAUUUAAGUUACUAUAAAUCUUGCAUUGAAUCUGAACAAACUAAGAAUUCGACCCAUACAAUCACAUCCGAAAGUAUUUCGAGAAACUGUGUUCGUGUUAUUACUCCCAUACCUGAUUUCAGUGGACGAUUUAUUAUUCCAUUAUUCUGGUUUGGUUUAUCUCAUGCAUUCAUUUUAAAACCUGAUGAUGGUGUGAUUAAAGGUGGAACACGACUUAGUUUAUUGCUUAGUUCAGUUGAAAUGGCUGUUUAUGCAACACGAUGUCCUGUACCAGUUUUGGUGGAACAUUAUGGACCUACAUAUUUUGGUUUGGCUGCAUCAUCUUGUCUUACAUCAAGUGAUUAUACGAAUUAUCUUCACAAUAAUAUUAAUACAGUAUCAUCAUCAUUAUCAACUUCUAAUCGGAUUGGUUCAUUAAAUAUUGAUUUUACUUGUUGCCGUAUUGAAAGUGAAAUAUUAGCUAAUUGUACACAUCUUAGUGGGCUAAAAGAAAUAUUCCUUACUAAAUUGGGUUAUCCUUGGAGUGUGAAUUAUCCUGUUCCAAAAUUAGAUAUUUCAGCCAGAUUCAUAUAUCAUCUACCAUCAUGGUCGUCAUUACGAGUGGAGUAUCAGAAUACUAACUCGUUAAUGUUCUCAUUUGACUUAUUACAAAGAUCUUCAUUGAAUCUAUCGUUUAAUUUAGCUACUACUUGGCCGUUAGUACCUAGCCAUGCAAUCACUGAGAAACCGUCAUGGAAAUCAUUAAAGCCGGAAGGUGCACCAAUUUGUCAAUUACAAUUAUGUGCAAGUAAUCCAUUCGCCGAUAAAAUGAGUGUACGAAUUCAGAGGUUGUUCAAAUGUUGUUCUGAAUAUGAACAACCUAUUCAAACGACUGAUAUCUCAUCAGACAAUCCUAGUUCCGUUUUGUCAAGUGAUUCAGUCAUUCAGUUUCUACUAUUUCUUUUUCCUGAUGCUGACGCUGAAGGUGUUUGUAAUAAAGUUCUUCAUAAUGAACUAACAUCAUCUUUUGGUGAUUUAUCAAUACAUGAAUUGUUAAUAUGGAAACGUCAACAGAUUAUGAAUUCUUCAGAGAGACAGAAAUUUGCUUCUAUUUUUGGCUUACCAAAUCCUACUUCGUUAAUACAUCGUUUAGCUGUGAUCAUUGCUAAUCUUCUUGUUUAUAAACAUUAUGAAUUCAGUGAUUGUUUAUUAUUGAUCAAUUCGAUUUUUAAUGAAUUUUACAUUGAGUUACAACUACGUUAUGAUCGUCUAAUAUGUUUACCAUCACAAAUAUUAUACGAAGAAGUAUUCAACAGUAAUGAGAUAACAGUAGAAGAAGUAUCAGUUGAUGAAAAUAAACCAUCGUUAAAUGCAUGGAAUCACAAUUCAAUCCAAUCAAUUAAUGGAUUAAAAUUUAAAGAUUGGCCUAUUGAUUGUUACUACAAUUUGGAUUGUAUUUUACAUCGAUUUAAUGGGUGCAUUUUGAAGGCUAGAGAAGGUCAUCAACAUCAAAUAUUAAAAGUCCAAAGUAAUUAUGAUGACGAUGGUGAUGCAUAUUUUGACGUUUAUGAUGAAACUUUGCCAUCAUCUCAUGAUGACGUUAAGUCGGUUCAUCCGAAAACUAAUUGGUUAGAUGCUUGCUCUAGAAAUGAUGCAUUAUCGGAAGCAGAAAGUAUACUUGAUUGGCUUAAAUCAAGGUCUUUAAUUGAUCAUUUACAUUCACUUCUACCGCAUAUCAUACUAGAAUGUAUGCUUACAUUCCAUUCUUUAAUCCCUCAUUGUCGACUAUCUAAAUGGUAUUCGUCUAUGCUCAAAAAGCUUGAUCAGGAAAUCUAUGAUCUAUUAAAAAUUCAUUCUUCUAAACCGGCGAAUGUGGACGUAGUAUCAAAAAUCACAAAAUCUUUUCCAUUGUCAACAUUUUGUGAUAUCUUAGAAAUUAUUUCUGAAUUUUCAAUUCAAUUCACAUGUUUCAAUGAAUUAAUUUAUAAUGUUAUUCUUUGUGAUUAUACUUAUAUGUUAGAUUCGGAUGUAUUUUUAAAUUGUCUAUGUAAAUUAUCCAAUCAUGUUAAUCUAUUGGAAAAUAUAACCGGUCAAUUGAAUGCAUGGUCACCUAGUUUAGGCGGUUGGAUUAAUUUGUCCAAUACGACGACUACUACCAGUACAACUGUUACUAAUGGGAAUGUGAAAGAAACUGAACGUGAUAUGAUUUUAAAAUUAUUGAAAAUGUUAUUUGAUAAAAGUAUCCCUAAUGAAUUAAAUUCAACAGGUGAAGGAAUAUUUCAAUUUACCAGUAUUCCACAAACAUGGUUACCACCAAAUCGUCCAGUUGAUCUAAGACGUCCAAAUUAUGAAUUAUAUUUAUUCUAUACUGAAUUACCUUAUCCAAAUCAAUUAACUAGUCGAUUAGGUUCACAUCGUUUAUAUAUUGAAUUACAUUAUGAUAAACAAAUAUCAAAUUAUAAAAUUUUAUUAAUGGCUGGUAGUUUUAGUCAUGAUACACAAUUUUUUUAAGUAAAUCACCAAAAAUGUGGCGCUUGCUCCCCAAUCUUUGCCUUUGUGUAUACAUCCGAUCCUCCUUGCUCAUCGAUGAUGCUGUCAAGGUACGUGAAAGAAUCCACCUCUUCCAGAGUUGGUUGGUUGAAAGUUGUUCUGAGUUCCAUAUGUUGUUCAAUUUUAGGCCUUACCAAUUAACACCUUCAUUAUUCCAUAUUAAUACGUUUUCAUAUCUUCUUUAACAAUGUUAUUGUAAUGAGUUUCAUAGUUGUUAUUUAUCACAAUUUAACCAUUUAAUCAGUUAAACUAUUCAACUAUUCAUUUUCUUCUUAGUAUUCCCAUAAUGCUUUGAUCUAUUAUUAUUAUCACCCGAAUUACUAUCAUCAUUAAUAAAAUAUGUUGUUUUUCUUAAUGAGUUAUUCAAUAGAGGAUUGUUGAAACGUUGGAAAUUUGGUCAAGUAUAUAGAAGAGUUUAAAUAAAAAUCAAUAAUUAUGAAAACGAGUAAAAUUUCAUGAACAACAGAAUGUAAAUAAGAAUAAAUAAGUUUGAAUAACAAACUAUAACGAAUAUUCAAUGAGAAUAGAAAUGACUUAAGAAUAUGAAUGAAUAACUUUCUUAGGUCAUUAUUAUUCGAUCAUAGGUGAAUCUUCCUGGUACCAUCGAGUAAGUAGUGUAAUUGUUGAGAAAACAGGUAUUAGGUAAGGAUGGUGAGUUAAUUGGUGAAGUAGUGAAACUUGGUCAGUUGAGUUGUCUGGGACACGUGUUACGUAUGCUCAACCACCGACUACCCCGACGAGCCACGUUUUAUGGUGUAGGAGAAGGUUGGAAAAAGCUAGGGGCGGCCAGACCAAAACAUAGCACAAAUGCAUGAAGUCACUGACAAGUGAACUGAGACAUGUUGGUAGAUGUAAAGUAUCUGGUCGGGAUCCGCGAGACGAUAGCAAUCGAUGGUUAGAGACCUUGAAUGACAUGGCUCAAAAUUGUUUUCAAUGGCCCAGGUGCAUCCACUCUUUGUGUUCUCCCAAAUUCUAAUCUUCUGAAUUCUUCAUGUCCCUUUCUUUUUUCUCUUUCCAAAUUUAUUUCACUGAAUUAUACUGUUUGAAUAACAUCUUCAAACCCUAAUGUUUUCGAUUACUGCUUAUACUCUUACUACCACUAAGGAAUUUGAAUCGAUAAUUGUAUCUGUGAGCUAAUAUGGUAUGGCAACUCGAUCUGAUGUAUGUACUUACGCACAAAGUUCUAGAUUGUUGCUGACUGACAUAAAUAUUAGUACAAAGGGGCACCGAAUACAUAUGGUCCACACACGUCACUUGAAUUGCAUGUAGGUUGUGAUACUGCACGGGUAUCCAGAUCAAAGCAGGUGGCUUUCUUGAGGGAGGAGUGGACCACGCCCAGAGAUAUAUAUUUUGCCAAAAUACAUCCGUAUAUAGAUUGAGAAAAGACUGACUAUUAAACUGAAUUUGUUUUCUUUCAUAAUAUAUUUGUUAUUAUUCUGACUAUACAACUUAGUCACAAUUUUAUUUAAUAAAGUUUAAAUGUUUAUAGAAAACUAUAGAAUCUAAAUAAGCGUUGUACUACAGCAGUUUUCUUGGCAACAAAAUAGAUAGACCAUAAAACCAAGUUUAAACAAGAAACCUUUUUGAUACUGUAUGAUAAACAACCAAUUCAUUCAAGAUGAACAUCAUCAUCAUUAGAAAUAGGUGACUAACUAACUUAAAUUGACCAGUACAUGGUGAUAAAGGUUUAACCACUAAAAUGUAAAUUCUUUUUAAUCAAUGAUGAAUAGAAUCAAGUAGAGAAAAAAAUAAUCAUCUUUCAAUAUGGUUUAUAUAGAUGAUAGAAAAAAAAAGGCAAGUUCGAAUUGCGGAGAAAUGCAAUAGUAUUGAUUAGCCUUAAGGAUAUUCCACGGUAUUCUAAUCAAAAUAGUUGGUUAAACAUGAUGGUUUGUUUUUUAUUAUUCAAUCAGAACAGGAUAGAAUUUACCAAUUACUAACUGGUCAACUAAUCUUAAGACGAUUAAUUUAUAGAAACAGACAUAGAACAGUAAUCUUUAUUGUUGUGACUUUAUGUCCGGUUUUUAUCACGUGAUUUAUCCACUAAUCAAAAUACGACUUAUACAAUUUUGGUGGAGUUUUGUUCUCUGAGCUGGAUGGUUUGAUCGUGGAGCUUCCAUCAUUCUUCUGAACGACAUCAUCAGCACAAACGACACAGAGGACAAAGAAGAAACACCUUAAAGAAAAAACUAAUCAAUAUAUCAAAACCACCCAUGGAAGAAAACACAAACAACUGCAUGAUCAAUCUGUCAAAACAACCACUAACAAAUACGGAAGAACACCUGCUCCAAAAGGGACUAAACUACAAUACAAGCGACGCCUCAAAACUGGAAUUCUUCGCAGCACUAGAGUCAUCACUCAAAACAUCCGGGAUCAGUGAAGAAAUAGAACAGGAAAUAAGGCAAACUAUAGUACCGAUAACUCAACUGGUGAAAGAAAACAACCAACUGACUCCACAAGAACAAAAGGCCUUGAAAGAACUCAGAAAUAGAAAGGAUAUUGUCAUAAUACCAGCGGACAAAGGACGCACCACAGUUAUCAUGGACAAAGAAGAAUACAUCAACAAAGCCGAAGAACUACUCGAAGAUAAGAGCACAUACAAACUGAUGGACACAAAUCCCGUCAAAAAAUUAGACAACCAAAUUUCAAAGAUUUUAAACAAGCUAGUCAAAGCAGGAGAAAUAACAAAACAAGACCAAUGGAGAACGAAAUCCAGUGGACCAGUACGACUUAUACAAUCUUCGCACUGUGCCAAACCAAUGACGUCCGACCGGUAUGAGCAGCCUAGCGUUUUAUUUGGUCCUAUGUCUGCCUAGCCCGUCCACUUGAGUCCAGAAAACCAAUACCAGCUUCCGAUAUGCGAAUCGAAUUAUUUAUUUUAGACAUACUUGGUUUAUAUAUCAAACAAACAAACCACAACGCACCAUAAAAUAGGAAAUAACAUUUGUACACAAUAAAGCCAAAACGUGACUGUGAACGUGGGAGGCAGAAGUCAAUAAACUGAGACAAUAACUCUAGUCUCUGUGUGAAGAAGUACCUUAUAAUAUCUUUUUGGUUUCUUUCCAGUUAGUCAGCUACAAUGUAGGAACAGGCACAUAUAAGCAUCGGUCCAAAUUGCCAUACCUCAUUAGCACAACAAGAUGAACACCGAAUUCAUAGUAGUUAAUUCAAUGAUGGUAAUAUAUAAAAGAAAAAUUGAAUAUAAGGGAGGAAGAAUUACUUUGUAGAGAGAAAGAUAUAAAGCAG
Messenger RNA from Schistosoma haematobium, 6352 nucleotides. It is a transcript of the gene RAB3GAP1, whose product is annotated as Rab3 GTPase-activating protein catalytic subunit. The transcript is spliced from 23 exons. The record is from RefSeq and is a predicted model, not a curated record. Lineage: Eukaryota; Metazoa; Platyhelminthes; Trematoda; Strigeidida; Schistosomatidae. The coding region runs from base 374 to 3070 and encodes 898 amino acids.